AUGGAUGGGAAUAUUUCGGAGAUGUCGCUCCAUAGCCAUGGUGAGCUCACGCAUUCUCAGGAUGGCAGGGUGAUGCUGCAUUCCAGGGAACUUUUCGACACCUUCUCAAGGCCCUCUUUGGGGGGUACCCUCAUGACCCUGGAGAACCCUGAGCACCGUCCCCAGAGACUGGACCAUUCCUUGUCUGCGCUGAGCUAUGGAACGGACUCUCCGAGCCCCUGUGGGAGCACGUACACCACGCUGACUCCACUCCAGCCUCUGGAGGACAAGUUCCACUCCCACCCAUGUUUACCAGUCGGCAAUGUUAUUGGAAGCUUUACACUGAUGCGCGAGGACCGAGGCCUUGGCGGAAGCUUCUACAGCCCCUACGCUAAAGAUCUGGGCAUUUCUCAAAGUCUUUCUCCGUCCUCCGCUGCGGCUGGUAUAGGGGCACCCGUCCAUGGAUAUGGUAGCCUGGGCAACAGCCCAGAUGGCGGCACCGGACAGACGCUUCCGGGAGGGUAUGAUAUGCACGGUGGAGGUCUUUUCUGCAGGACGGCAGACUUUGGGAGAGAAACAUCACCGCCGGUGCUGGCCAGCGUCAGUCAUCAGUUGAACAGGACAGACAUUUCCCAGCACACGCACAAUCCACAUCCGCACAUGUACGGCCACCACUACCCGCUCCCGCCUCCCACACAGCAAACCUCAAAACUUGGAGAGGUUCGCCCUGCCUCUCUGGCCAGUGACAGCGUGCUGCCCAGUACUCAGACCAGUGGUGGCACUGGUGAGGAGAUCAACACCAAGGAGGUAGCUCAGAGGAUCAUCACAGAGCUGAAGAGAUACAGCAUCCCACAGGCUAUCUUCGCUGAGAGGGUGCUGUGCCGCUCACAGGGCACUCUGUCUGACCUCCUGCGGAAUCCCAAACCUUGGGGCAAGCUCAAGUCCGGCCGAGAGACCUUCAAGAGGAUGUCCCGCUGGCUGCAGGAACCUGAGUUUCAAAGGAUGGCAUCUCUGCGGCUGGAAGCUUGCAAGCAGAAAGAGCAGGAGCAGAGCAAGCUGGAGCGGAACCAGGGCCCCAAGCGAACCCGUCUGGUGUUCACAGACCUGCAGCGACGCACCCUCAUGGCCAUCUUUCGUGAGAACCAGCGGCCCUCCAAGGACCUGCAGGUCACCAUCGCCCAGCAGCUGGGCUUGGAGCUCUCAACCGUGAGCAACUUCUUCAUGAAUGCCCGACGACGCAACCUGAACAGGUGGGCCGACGAGGGCCGUCCUUCCUCCACCGGCUCCUCUGGGUCCAGUGUCUCGUCCUCCACCGUGUACUGCAGCAAGGCCUGA
This is a messenger RNA of Scleropages formosus (Asian bonytongue), 1314 nucleotides long. RefSeq names its product one cut domain, family member, like (gene onecutl). Gene Ontology annotation, biological process: regulation of transcription by RNA polymerase II. The transcript is spliced from 2 exons. The record is from RefSeq and is a predicted model, not a curated record. The coding region runs from base 1 to 1314 and encodes 437 amino acids. Lineage: Eukaryota; Metazoa; Chordata; Actinopteri; Osteoglossiformes; Osteoglossidae. Gene Ontology annotation, molecular function: RNA polymerase II cis-regulatory region sequence-specific DNA binding; DNA-binding transcription factor activity, RNA polymerase II-specific. Gene Ontology annotation, cellular component: nucleus.